Corythoichthys intestinalis (scribbled pipefish) is the source of this 1623-nucleotide messenger RNA. Its product is annotated as gastrula zinc finger protein XlCGF17.1-like. Gene Ontology annotation, molecular function: DNA-binding transcription factor activity, RNA polymerase II-specific. NCBI's taxonomy places the organism in Eukaryota, Metazoa, Chordata, Actinopteri, Syngnathiformes, Syngnathidae. The record is from RefSeq and is a predicted model, not a curated record. Gene Ontology annotation, biological process: regulation of transcription by RNA polymerase II. The transcript is spliced from 4 exons. Gene Ontology annotation, cellular component: nucleus. The coding region runs from base 72 to 332 and encodes 86 amino acids.
UUGUGGACUACCAAGUGAGCCGGAAAACUUAAACGCUUUAAAAUUAAGUGAGUUCAACAUUUUGUUCCCUGAUGGAAGAAUUCCAGCAGAAGCAGUACAUUCACUCGACGCAACAUCUAAGUACACAUCCGGGACUUGCGUUCUUUCGUGUCCCCUUCUCCCAACCAAACGAGCUCCUUCAAAAUAUUCUCAUCGGAUGCGACAAAACACCACUGACUGAAGGCCAACGCAAUCCCGAACAUCAAGUUAUAGAGAGUGAGGUGGAAGAUGAGGAGAGGAAAUCCAGGCCACGACGAGGUACUGAUAAAACUGUCCCACAGAUGUCACUUUAGAAGAUCUUCAUCCUGAGAACCAAGCUGCCUUCCACGUUAAACAGGAGUCGGACAUGCCGUGCAUCAAAUAUGAGGCGGCGCCAGAGAAUUUCAGCGUUAAAGAAGAACAUGAGGAUAAAACCACCAAUUUUCCAAUGACUAUCAGUGUGAAGAGCGAAGAAGAUGACAUAGAGAGCGGAGCAGCGAAACCUUCGAGCAACAGCUCAUUUCAGCACCUGACAACAAAAGGAGAAGGACGAUCGCAACCGGACGGGCUCUUAGCUCCUCUUUCGGACAGCGACGACGUGACUUCACACUCUUCUGACUUUAACACUGAUGAAGAAGAUGAUGACUUUGACCGAAAUGCUUCGAAAUCCUUAAACAAGUCAUCAUUGACCAGAAACACAAAAGAAUGUGCGGGUGGGAAACCUUUUGCUUGCUCAGUUUGCGAUAAAAGAUUCACUAAGAAGAGCUGUUUAGACAUACACACAACAACACACACUGGAGGGAAUUCUUUUGCCUGCUCCUUUUGUGAGAAAAUAUUUUGUUGGAAGUAUCAGUUGACAAGACACACGCGUAUGCACACUGGAGAAAAGCCUUUUGCCUGCUCACUUUGUAGUCAAAGAUUCACUCAAAAGGGACAUUUAGUAUUGCACACAAGAAACCACACUGGAGAGAAGCCUUUCGGCUGCACACUUUGCGAUAAAAGAUUUUCUCAGAAGACUUAUUUAGACCUGCAUAAGCGUACACACACUGGAGAAAAGCCUUUUGUCUGCACAUGCUGUGGUCAAAGAUUCACCGAGAAGGGAACUUUAAACAGACACGCAAGAACACACACUGGAGAAAAGCCUUUCGCCUGCUCAUUUUGUGAGAAAAAAUUUUGUCUGAAGCAUCAGUUGACAAGACACACACAAACACACACUGGAGAAAAACCCUUUGUCUGCACUUAUUGUGGUAAAAGAUUCGCUCUGAAGUUAACUUUAAAAAGACACACAAGAACCCACACAGGAGAAAAGCCUUUUGUAAAAGAUUUGACAAGAUCAGCUAAGAAGGGACAUUUAUUAUCGCACGCAAGCCACACUGGGGAAAGCCUUUGAAUUGCAGUGUGUGUGACAAAGUAUUCUGAAUCCUGCCACGCAUUUACUGUGGAAAAAGCAUUUAAAUUUCCUUUUUCUGUUUUUAAUGAGCCUGUUUUGAAAAAGUUGUUUAAUUAAAUGAUUUUGCAGGUCCUGUUUUUUACCAAAUCCAAUAUUCUUGUUUUUUGUUUUUUGAUUUUUUUUUAAAAUAAAGUGUGUUACAUCUCUUUUCGUUG